ACCUCAUACCAUACUUGCCAAUGCAGUAACCACACCAACUUCCAAAAAACAAACCACAUGACCAUAUAAUCAUAUAACCAUAAUUUAGAACCCUAUUUUCAUAAAUCUUCAAAAACCCUAGUGAACCAUGAGGACCGGAGGCUACACCAUCCAACACACACUAACACCCGAAGCCGCAAACAUCGUGAAACAAGCUCUUGUCCUUGCUAGACGGCGUGGUCAUGCUCAGGUCACGCCGUUGCAUGUUGCCAAUGCGAUGCUAACAUCGCCAACAAGCCUUUUUAGGAAGGCUUGUUUGCAACCAAAUUCUCAUCCUCUCCAUUGUAAAGCUCUCGAGCUUUGUUUCAAUGUGGCACUAAACCGCCUCCCUACCACACAAUCGAACCCUGUCAUGUUAAACCCUAAUCAGUCUAACCACCCUUCACUUUCCAAUGCGUUGGUUGCGGCCUUCAAGCGGGCUCAAGCUCACCAACGCCGUGGUUCGAUUGAAAACCAACAUCAACCCAUUUUAGCUCUUAAAGUAGAGAUGGAACAACUUGCUAUAUCCAUCUUAGAUGAUCCUAGUGUGAGUAGAGUGAUGCGAGAAGCCGGUUUUUCUAGCACCCAAGUCAAAGACAACAUCGAACAAAUGGAGAUAUCAGUCUCUUCCCCCAAUCCCCUCAAUUUUUCUCAAUCUAAAGAGAACAUCAACCCCAAAUCUUUAUCCAAAGUCCAAGAUGAAGAUGUCAUGAGUGUUAUAGAAAUGAUGAUGACUAGGAAAAGAAAGAAUAUUGUUAUUAUAAGAGAGUGUUUAGCUAGUGCUGAUGCUAUAGUUAAAGGAGUUAUUGAAAAGUUUGAAACCAAAAACAACAUCAAUUUGAGGUUCAUGCAGUUUGUAAGCCUUCCUUUACAAUCACUAAAUCAUCUUUCAAGGGAAGAUGUUCAAGAUAAAGUUAGGGAACUUAAGUGUCUGGUAAAAAGCUUUGUUGGUAGAGGAGUAAUCUUGUAUUUAGGUGACCUAAAAUGGGUUUCGAAUUACUGGUCAGGGCACAGCGAACGAAAGCGCAAUGGAAGCUACUACUACUCUCCAAUGGAGCAUAUGAUCAUGGAGCUUAGUGGACUCAUGUUUGGUGUUGAUAUUGGGAAGUUAUGGUUGAUGGGGAUAGCCAGUUCUGAAACAUUCAUGAGGUGCAAAACAGGUCACCCUUCACUUGAAACUCUAUGGGAUCUUUGUCCUCUUACACUUCCUGUUGCUACUUUGGACCUCACUCUCAAUCUUGAAGGCAGUAAUGAUUCAGAAAAUGAGAAGAACUUGCUCUCUUGUUGUGGCGAGUGUUCGGUAAACUUAACACGAGAGGCUCGAACCAUAAUGAGCUAUGGUCGAACCAGCGAGUCUACUUUGCCUACAUGGCUGCAACAAUAUAAAGAAGAGAACACAAGACAAACCAACAAUGCUCAGGAAUGUGAAAAGUUUGGGAAUGCUUGCAACAAAUGGAGCUCAACUUAUAGUUCCCUUCCCAAACACCAUCUCACUUGGCCAGUUUUUGAAUCCAACAUCCCUAAAGAACACCAGUUUUUCAUGGGUGGUGAAUGUUUUGAAGAGCCCAGUCAGAAAACCCUCAUGCCCGAACUCUUAUCGAAUCCGAAUUCUAGUCCAAACUCGGCUUCUUGUAGUGAAGCUAGUGAACAAGAUUAUGACCAUGAUGAUCAACACCAAUACUCCUUGCACAAAUUCAAAGAAAUGAACAUUGAGAAUGUAAAGGUUUUAACCAAUGCAUUGGAGAGAGUUGUUCCAUGGCAAAGAGAGAUCAUUCCAGAUAUAGUAAACACAGUCCUCCAAUGCAGGUCUGGUAGAAUGGAAAGAAAAGGGAAACAAGAAACAUGGUUGUCUUUCUUUGGUGCUGACAACCAUGCAAAAGAAAAGAUAGCAAGAGAAUUGGCCAAAGUUGUGUUUGGAUCAAGAAACAACUUUGUGCAAAUGGGUUUGAGCAGGUUUUCAGCAACACGAGCCGAUUCCACCGAUGAUGAUCAAGAAUUUGUUAGUAACAAACGGGCUCGAGAUGAAAAUGGACAAAGUUAUCUAGAAAGAUUCACUGAAGCUAUACAAGAAGACACACACCGUGUGUUCUUCAUGGAAGAUGUUGAGCAAGUUGAUUACCAUUCCCAAAUGGGAAUCAAGAAAGCAAUCAAGAAUGGAAGUAUCACACUAAAUGGUGCUGAAACAGUUCUUCUCAAGGAUGCCAUUGUUAUUUUCAGCUGUGAAAGUUUCAGUUCGAUCUCGCGAGCUUGUUCUCCUAGUGUAUCGCCAAAGUACAGCGAAAAUGGACAAGAAACCGUUGAGGAUGAUGGGAAAGAGCCUAUGGUCAAUUUGGAUUUAAACAUUGCUACACAAGAUCAUAGGAGUUCACAUGAAGAUAAAUCAGUUUUUAACAUUGGGAUUUUGGAUUCAGUUGAUAACCAAGUUAUUUUCAAACUCCAGAUGUUGUAAUAAGUUUUGUUUUUGUAAUUAGGUGUGUAGUUUGAAAUAGGGUUUUAGAGUCUUGUGAUAGAAGUAUGAUGAGUUAAAUUAGAUUAUACUAACAACUGUAUCUUGUUUCUUAUAAUAUAUCUGGGUAAUGUUUGUGUAA
Messenger RNA from Helianthus annuus (common sunflower), 2606 nucleotides. RefSeq names its product protein SMAX1-LIKE 3. The transcript has 3 exons. The record is from RefSeq and is a predicted model, not a curated record. NCBI's taxonomy places the organism in Eukaryota, Viridiplantae, Streptophyta, Magnoliopsida, Asterales, Asteraceae. The coding region runs from base 128 to 2467 and encodes 779 amino acids.